GCUGUGCCUACUGCGGGUUCAGCAGCUAAAUAUGAGUGCAGAUUUUCGAGCCUCGCAGUAGCGUCUCGCACGUAAUGGCCAGGAGAACUCACUUCUCCGAGCUACUCUAAUAUGCUCGGUGUUCCAGGUGUGAGCGCAUUACCGGACCAGUCUCAGAAUGACCACCGGCUUCAGCUCCGGUUCCUCCCGGUUCGCAGAUUAUUUUGUGAUCUGCGGACUCGACACCGAAAGCGGGCUGGAACCCGACGAACUGUCCGCUUUAUGCCAGUAUAUAGAGGAUACUAAAUUCAGAGAUGGGGCCAGAGGAAAAUUGGCGAGGUCAAACGAAGGUGAGAAUUUUGAGCAGAGUCCGUUGCGGAGAACUUUUAAAUCCAAAGUCCUAGCACAUUAUCCUGACAAUGUUGAGUGGAAUCCAUUCGACCAGGAUGCAGUUGGCAUGCUCUGCAUGCCGAAGGGUCUGUCCUUCAGGACGCAGGUUGACUCCAGAGAGCCGCAGUUCCACUCGUUCAUCAUCACCAGAGAGGACGGCUCGCGGACCUACGGCUUCGCCCUCACUUUCUUCGAGGAGGUGACCAGCAAGCAGAUAUGCAGUGCAAUGCAGACUCUUUACCACAUGCACAACGCAGAGCAGUACGACAUCUUGCACACCCAAACAACCCCGCACGGACCGGAGGACCAGCGCCUCCCGCAGCCCCGCCCUGUGCUCCAUGCCGCUCCGGCCAUCUCCCGUCUGCAGCGCUUCAACUCGUACGACAUCAGCCGCGACACGCUGUACGUGUCCAAAUGCAUCUGCCUGAUCACGCCCAUGGCUUUUGCCCAGGCCUGCAGAAAGGUGCUGGAGCAACUUCACCAGGCCGUCACGUCCCCCCAAGCUCCCCCGCUCCCGCUGGAGAGCUACAUCUACAACAUUCUGUAUGAGGUGCCUCUCCCGCCAUCGGGGCGUUCACUCAAGUUCUCGGGCGUCUACGGUCCUGUUGUGUGCCAGAGGCCAAGCACGUCCGAGCUCCCGCUCUUUGACUUUGCCAUCAGUGAAAUGUUCAAUCUGCUCGGAGUGGAGAACGUUCUACAGCUGUUCACCUGCGCCCUGCUUGAGCUGCAGAUCCUCCUCUACUCACAGCAUUACCAGAGGCUGAUGACGGUGGCGGAGAGCAUCACAGCCUUGAUGUUCCCCUUCCAGUGGCAGCAUGUCUAUGUUCCCAUUCUGCCCGCUUCCCUCCUGCACUUCCUGGACGCUCCCGUACCGUAUUUGAUGGGCCUCCACUCCAACGGGCAGGAUGACCGCACAAAGCUAGAGCUGCCACAGGAGGCUAACUUGUGUUUUGUGGACAUUGAUAAUCACUUCAUUGAACUGCCGGAGGAGUUGCCGCAGUUUCCCAACAAACUGGAGUUCAUUCAGGAGAUCUCCGAGGUUCUCAUGUCGUUCGGCGUCUCUCCGGAGGGAAACAUCCACUCCAGUGAGAGCCAGGGAAGAUCCCGCUUCCGUUCUGUCGACAUGGUCUCCGACAAGCGCAACGGCAACCUGGGGUCGCCCCUCACCUCCUACCUGCUCAGGGAGAACGAGACGAUCGCCCGGCUGCAGGCGCUGGUCAAGAGAACAGGCGUGAGCCUGGAGAAGUUGGAGGUGAGAGAUGAUGCCAGCUGCAACAAAGAUGCACGGACUCAAUGCGAUGAAGAAGAGCUGAAGAUGCACCAGCUCAACAUCCAAGUGCGCGAGGUCUUUGCCAACCGAUUCACGCAGAUGUUCGCCGAUUACGAGGUGUUCGUCAUCCAGCCGAGCCACGACAAAGAGUCCUGGUUCACCAAUAGAGACCAGAUGCAGAACUUUGACAAGGCCUCCUUCCUAUCUGAUCAACCAGAACCCUACCUGCCCUUCCUGUCACGUUUCCUGGAGACUCAGAUGUUUGCCUCCUUCAUCGAUAGUAAGAUUCUUUGUCAUGACGAUGAGGAGAAAGAACACACACUAAGGGUGUUCGAUUCCCGUGUGGACAAGAUCCGCAUGCUGAACGUCCGUACUCCUACGCUGCGGACCUCCAUGUACCAAAAAUGCACCAACAUCGAAGAAGCGGACGGGCCAAUUAAAAAGCGCUUUGAAAAAACUGAUUUUGUCGCUGCGGGACCACAAAUCAUUGGGCUGGAGAAAAACAAGACCAACCAUCAGAAAGCUAUUGAGAUGAGAGUGGCAAAGAUUGACCACACCGCGCUGCACCCCCACCUGCUCGACAUGAAGAUUGGCCAGGGCCGCUACGAGCAGGGCUUCUUCCCCCGGCUGCAGUCGGACGUGCUCUCCACGGGGCCCACCAGCAACAAAUGGGCUAAGAGAAGUGCUCCGGCUCAGUGGAGGAGGAGAGACCGGCAGAAGCAACACGCUGAACACCUUUAUCUGGACAAUGACCAGAGAGAGCAUGUAGAGUGUUUGUUUCCGGAGCCGCAGCUCCUGCUGUUUCUUGACUACUACUGGCUCUCGCAGUCCUUCAGGCCCUGUCUGAAGUCGGUGUCUGUGGACUUGAAAUACAUCCAGGAAGCUCGAAACUUGGGCACCACCAUCAGACAGCCUAAACUGUCCAACCUGUCGCCCUCUGUCAUCGCUCAGACCAACUGGAAGUUUGUUGAAGGAUUAUUGAAAGAGUGCAGGAACAAGACAAAACGAAUGCUGGUAGAGAAGAUGGGUCGAGAGGCCGUGGAGUUGGGUCACGGCGAGGUUAGCAUCACAGGUGUGGAGGAGAACACCUUGAUUGCAAGCCUCUGUGACCUCCUGGAGAGGAUCUGGAGUCACGGGCUGCAGGUUAAACAGGGGAAAUCCGCCUUAUGGUCCCACCUCCUGCAUUACCAGGACAGCAAAGAGAAGAAUGCCACUCCAGGCGGGUUGGGACCUCCAGGGUUCAUUCAUGACACGGAGCGGAGGAAAUCUGAUGGCGGUGGAUCAGCCAUGCCUCCGCUCAGGAUCUCCCUGAUCCAGGACAUGAGACACAUUCAGAACAUUGGGGAGAUCAAGACCGACGUGGGCAAGGCCAGAGCCUGGGUCCGCCUCUCCAUGGAGAAGAAACUGCUUUCCAGACACUUGAAGCAGCUGCUGUCAGAUCACGAGCUAACAAAAAAACUGUACAAGCGUUACGCCUUCCUGCGCUGUGACGACGAGAAGGAGCAGUUCCUUUACCAUCUGCUGUCCUUUAAUGCUGUCGAUUACUUUUGUUUCACCAACGUCUUCACAACCAUCAUGAUCCCUUACCAUGUGGUGAUCGUUCCAAGCAAGAAGCUCGGCGGCUCCAUGUUCACAGCCAACCCCUGGGUGUGUGUUUCCGGGGAGCUGUCGGAGACCGGAGUCCUUCAGGUCCCCAGAAACACAUUGGAGAUAACUUUUGAGUGUCAGAACCUGGGAAAGCUCACAACGGUACAGAUGGGUCACGACAACUCAGGACUGUACGCCAAGUGGCUUGUGGAGUGCGUCGUGGUCCGGAACGAGAUCACAGGACACACUUACAAGUUUCCAUGUGGUCGCUGGUUGGGGAAAGGCGUAGAUGAUGGUAGUCUGGAAAGGAUACUGGUGGGAGAGCUGAUGACCCCCACUACUGAAAAUGAUGAGCGGAUGUGCCGCACACCGCCCAUGCAGCAGUCUCCAGGGAUGAUGAGGAGAUUUGUUACCAUCUCACCAAGCAGCAAACCAAAGUUGAAUACAGGCCAGAUCCAGGAGGGAGUGGGAGAGGCCAUCAAUGGGAUCGUUAAACACUUCCACAAGCCAGAGAAGGAGAGAGGCAGUCUGACGCUGCUGCUGUGUGGGGAGUACGGUCUCGUCUGGGCUCUGGAGCAAGUUUUCCAGCACGGUUUUAAAUCACCUCGACUCUUUAAGAAUGUCUUCAUUUGGGACUUUUUGGAGAAGGCACAAGUGUACUUUGAAAGUGCUGAGCAACAGGAGGCGACCCCAGAUGAAAACUGGCAAACCAGAGUGCGCCACUUCUGCCGCUUCAUGCGGGCCAUCAAUAGCACGUCGAGAAAUAUUGGCAAGGACGGGAAGUUUCAGAUGCUUGUCUGUCUGGGAGCAAGGGACCAUUUGCUGCAUCACUGGAUCGCUCUGCUUGCAGAUUGUCCAAUCACCUCCCAGAUGUACGAGGACACUGCGCUCAUUAAGGACCGCUCACUGGUAAACUCCCUGAUCCGCGUGCUACAGACUCUGCAGGAGUUCAACAUCACCCUGGAGGCUUCGUUAGUCAAAGGAGUUGGCAUCUGAAACUAAACCACGCUCUCCACCAGUUGUACCCAACAGGAAUAUCACAGAGGACCACUAAGAGAAAAGAAUAACUGAACUUUUUUUAAUGCAGGAACAGACUUGAACAAAGAACACUUUCUGGCUUACUGAAGCUACUGUCACAUUUGCCAUAUGUUAAGUGCAAUGAGCCUUUCAAAAUUUAUUUUUAUCCUCAAUGAUGAUGAUGAUGCCAUUAGAUGUUGGAGAAUUAUGUUUUCUAUUAUGGACCAUGGUUUUCACGACAUUGAGGAUGACCUUGUUCUAUAAUGUUUUACUGAAAGCUCAAUAUUUUCAUUGUUGCCGUGACUCGAGGACAGCGGUUCUAUUUAAGGGAAAGCGAGGAUUAAAACUGUUAAUAUAUUUUGGGAUAAAAACAGUAUUAUUUUGUUAAAUCGGUGCAGUUGCUUGCUCUGUUGUCAAAUCUGAUUUUUAAAUGUCAUAACGCAGAGUUUAAAGCAAAUGAUGUAGAAGUAUGCUUUAUAAGUAUGCAUAUGACAGGAUGGCUCAUAGAGUGGUAGGUGAUUUUGUUUUAUUUUUUUUAUGCAAGUUUGACUCUUUCCCAAGCAAACAUACAUGUAUGUAUGCAAAUAUUUUAUUUGGAAUACCUUCAGUUGAAGAAUAGGUCCUCCUAUCACGAUGACUGUGUGGCUCAAGCCUGCUCCGAGUGACAAAUGGAGCAACUUUAUUUUCAGUUGGUUUUAGGAAAAUAAAACCAAGAGCGCUCCAGGAGAUGGUUGACCCUGUUAUUUUUGCAGUUAACUUCAACCUUCAGUGUAAAUACCUCCCAGCAGCCAUAUCCUUCUACUAUCAUUGCAGCCCUUACACUACAUAUACUCUGUUCUUUGAACUACAACGUGAUGACCUGAGUAGUUCCUGUGCUGACUUCUGACCUGAUAACUAUGUGAGGAGCUCAAAGGACUAUUUUAUUUACCCCACACUUGUUCCUGGUUUUUGUCAUCAUGGUUUCUUGCUAUGCAAUAACUACAAGAGAAAACUGAGAUAUUACCGGGCUCUUUCCAUUUACAUAGGAUUGGACUUUAUCUUGUGGAAUAAGAGAUUUGAUAUAUGAUGGACUUUUUUUUGUGUGCCAACGGCGUCUGGAAUGACUGUGUUGUACUCGUCUGUGCGACCCACAAAGGCAUCUUGGGAGAUAUAUAUUUUUCUUUUCCAGUACAGUUGUACAUUUAUCGACAUACUUGUGUAAUGUAGUGUUUACUAAGUGAGCAAACGUGUACAGUGUAAAAAUAUUAAGAAUAAAGCAUCUGUAAAGCAUUA
This is a messenger RNA of Poeciliopsis prolifica (blackstripe livebearer), 5515 nucleotides long. It is a transcript of the gene dennd5a, whose product is annotated as DENN/MADD domain containing 5A. Gene Ontology annotation, molecular function: guanyl-nucleotide exchange factor activity; small GTPase binding. The transcript has 25 exons. The record is from RefSeq and is a predicted model, not a curated record. The coding region runs from base 158 to 4222 and encodes 1354 amino acids. NCBI's taxonomy places the organism in Eukaryota, Metazoa, Chordata, Actinopteri, Cyprinodontiformes, Poeciliidae.